AUGGGACCUUCUCAGUUGGUCCGUGCCCCUCGGCCCCGGGGCUUAAGUUCCCCUUACCGCAGGCCAGGGCUGGGUUGGCCUCGGCCUCGGUUUCCCAGGAUGUUCAAGUGUAGCCGCAGAAGGUAUCGGCAGAAACCCCAAGGCCCAGCUGCCACCACUGCAGCCACCAAUCUUGUCACCAUUGGCACAGGUAUCAACAACAUUCAUACUGCCACCACGAGCAUAUGGAUCUUUCCGCCACAAGUUCUCAGACACCUCUGUCAACCUGGCAGCUUUCUGAUCCUCUAG
Molecule: messenger RNA, 288 nt
Organism: Nyctereutes procyonoides (raccoon dog)
Lineage: Eukaryota; Metazoa; Chordata; Mammalia; Carnivora; Canidae
Gene: P3R3URF
Product: PIK3R3 upstream open reading frame
Exons: 2
Coding region: 1-288 (95 amino acids)
Source: RefSeq, a predicted model, not a curated record